AUGUUUCGGAGAGAGCUUGGAAUUUGGAAGAGGCUGCGGCAUUCUAAUAUUCUGAAAUUCAUGGGUACUACUUCGGACUUUGGUUCCUCAGUAGCUUUGGUUGCUCCGUGGAUGACAAACGGCACUCUGACGUCGUUUCUCGACCUGAAUAAGGCCCUCGAGCUGCAUGAUCGUCUGCUUUUGCUUCGUGAUAUUGCUGCUGGCCUCAACUAUCACGGAUAUACGGACUUAAACCCUGUCGUUCAUGGAGACCUCACUGGUACCAACGUCCUCAUCGAUGGUGAUAGAAAGGCAUAUCUUGCAGAUUUUGGCCUUUCCGGAACUUUUAAACAGUCGACCGGCAUGACAUACCUCGCGAACAUGACUUGUCGUCCAGGAGCAGUGAGAUGGGCAGCUCCUGAACUUCUUUCCGGGGAAGAACCAGCUUCUGUAGCCACCACUCAAAGCGACAUGUAUUCCUUUGGUAACAUUAUGCUUCAAGUUUUGACGGGAAAUGUGCCCUGGUGUCACUUGACCCGUGACUUCCAGAUCACGUAUCAAGUGGUUAUUGAGGGGAGAAUCCAUCCCCGUCCACAUGAUGAUUACGUCACAGACCAGCAAUGGAAUUUUAUGACCCGCUGCUGGUCUAUGCCAUUUACUGAUCGGCCUCCUGCCAAGGAAGCAGUUCAAUUUGUUGAU
Messenger RNA from Suillus subaureus, 678 nucleotides. Its product is annotated as kinase-like domain-containing protein. The transcript has 5 exons. Gene Ontology annotation, molecular function: ATP binding; protein kinase activity. The record is from RefSeq and is a predicted model, not a curated record. The annotation marks the transcript as partial. NCBI's taxonomy places the organism in Eukaryota, Fungi, Basidiomycota, Agaricomycetes, Boletales, Suillaceae. Gene Ontology annotation, biological process: protein phosphorylation.